GUUCGGGCUUAAGUGGCGGGGCGGGUGUGGGCUGCACCUGGGCCCGGUGAGCGGGAGCGGGGUCGCGGCGGGGUCGGGAUGGAGGCGACCGCGGCACCGAGCAGGCAUGCAGGGGGGCGUGUGGCGAGUCGGCCCGGCGGCAGCGAAGAGAAGAGCCCGCCGGAGAGGAGGGUUUACAUGGACUAUAACGCAACCACCCCCCUGGAGCCAGAGGUUGUCCAGGCCGUGACCGAGGCCAUGCGGGAAGCCUGGGGAAAUCCCAGCAGCCCUUACCCGGCAGGUAGGAAGGCCAAGGAUAUUAUCGAUGCAGCUCGGGAGAACCUUGCGAAAAUGAUAGGCGGGAAGGCUCAAGACAUCAUCUUCACUUCCGGGGGCACUGAGUCCAAUAAUUUGGUGAUCCACUCCGUGGUGAGGCAUUUCCAAACCACCCACACCUCCAGGGGGGACACAGCCAAGCGGCACAGCCCAGCGGAGGGGGCCACGCCCCAUAUCAUCACCUGCACUGUGGAGCACGACUCCAUCCGCCUGCCUCUGGAGCACCUGGUGGAGGAGCGAGUGGCCGCGGUCACCUUCGUCCCCGUGUCCACGGUGAAUGGGCAGGCAGAGGCUGAUGACAUCCUGGCGGCCGUCCGCCCGGCCACAUGCCUCGUGACCAUCAUGCUGGCGAAUAACGAGACCGGCGUCGUCAUGCCCAUCCCUGAGAUCAGCCGGCGAGUUAAAGCCCUGAACCAGGAGCGGGCGGCUUCCGGGCUGCCUGCCGUUCUCCUGCACACGGAUGCCGCACAGGCCCUGGGGAAGAGGCGCGUGGAUGUGGAGGACCUGGGCGUGGACUUCCUGACGAUCGUGGGGCACAAGUUCUAUGGCCCCAGGAUCGGAGCCCUUUACGUCCGAGGGCUCGGGGAACUGACCCCUCUGCACCCCAUGCUGUUCGGAGGCGGACAAGAACGGAAUUUCAGGCCGGGGACGGAGAACACCCCGAUGAUCGCCGGCCUCGGGAAGGCUGCUGAGCUGGUGGCAGAGAACUGCGAGGCUUACGAGGCCCACAUGCGGGACGUGCGCGACUACCUGGAGGAGAGGCUGGCGGCCGAGUUCGGUAAGAAGAAAAUCCACCUGAACAGCCAGUUUCCGGGGACUGAGCGGCUCCCCAACACGUGUAACUUCUCCUUCCGGGGACCCCAGCUCCAAGGCUGCUCGGUGCUGGCACAGUGCAGGACGCUGCUGGCCAGCGUGGGGGCCGCGUGCCACUCAGACCUCGGGGACCGGCCAUCCCCGGUGCUGCUGAGCUGUGGCAUCCCCUUUGACGUGGCCAGGAACGCGCUUCGGCUGAGCGUGGGCCGCAGCACCACCCGGGCCGAGGUGGACCUCGUGGUGCAGGACCUGAAGCAGGCCGUGGCCCGGCUGGAGGGCCAGGCCUAGUGUCGAGGCCACCUCACAGGAAGCCUCUGAGGCCAGGGUGACCUUCCCUACAGAGUCAGAGUGGGCGGCAGCUCCCUCUCUGUACGUGGGUCAGUGUGGAGCGGGUCCUCCGAGCACAAAGGCCCGGACACACACCUGCGUGGGCCUAUCGCUGUCACUGCUGCCCAGUGGCACGGGUUGAAGUGGAGACACUUUGGCUGUGCCCACACUCCCCCUAGGAAGCGAGCGCCCCCUUCGUGGAAGGUGGCAUUUUUAUCAGGAAGAUGAAGUCCUAGUAUUUAUAAUUGACUAGAGGCCCGGUGCACGAAAUUUCGUACACUGUGGGGGAGUCCCUCAGCCUGGCCUGUGCCUUCUCGCAGUCCGGGACCCCUCGGUCCUUACCACCCGUCUGCAGUGGAGGCAGGAGAGGCUCCUGCCACUGCCGCUGCACUCACCAGCUGUGAGCCCAGCUUCUGGCUGAGCGGCGCUCCCCCUGUGGAGCUCACUGACCACCAGGGGGCAGCUCCUGCAUUGACCGUCUGCCCCCUGGGGGUCAGUGCACAUCAUAGUGACCUGUCCUUCUGCCAUUCAGUCCAUUUGCAUAUUAGGGUUUUAUUAUAUAGGAUUGUUGCUAUCAUGAAAAUAGGAAAGGAAACCUGGUCUUUGCUGCGAUCACAGCCACUCUGUACGUGUUUGCAGAGCGGUCAAUCUGCCUGUGCACCCACCCCUUGGGCCCUUGUCAAGCCCUUUCCAGAUGGCCAGGCCCAGAUCCCCCCAAUUCCCAGCCCUGCCUGUCACUCAGGACUCGGGCCUCCCCACUCAGGGCCCUCCUGUCUUUCCCCUCAGAUCGCUUACUCAGGGUCUCAGCUCACAGGGCACUGAGUUGGGGGCGGCCAGGCCCAUGUGACUGGGUUGUUCCCAAAGUGGAAACCAGUUCCUCCCUCGCUCAGCUUUCACCCGAUUUUACCUGCAGAAGGAUUCUUCUAUCCUCCCAAAUGCUUUGUGGGAUUCUGGUACACUUCAAAUGCCAUGUCCACACAGACUUUACAUAGGAACGGCUUUUUAAUUCACACUUUUAAUGUGCAGUUUUAAGGCGCAGAACUACACGAUGACAUUGAGGAUACAGUUGUCGGGUUAAACAAACUAAUAAAAUAUUCCAG
Messenger RNA from Eptesicus fuscus (big brown bat), 2555 nucleotides. It is a transcript of the gene SCLY, whose product is annotated as selenocysteine lyase. Bases 79 to 1416 code for a protein of 445 amino acids. The record is from RefSeq and is a predicted model, not a curated record. The transcript is spliced from 12 exons. NCBI's taxonomy places the organism in Eukaryota, Metazoa, Chordata, Mammalia, Chiroptera, Vespertilionidae.